Molecule: messenger RNA, 366 nt
Organism: Brugia pahangi
Lineage: Eukaryota; Metazoa; Nematoda; Chromadorea; Rhabditida; Onchocercidae
Source: the annotation of a GenBank genome assembly
AUGGAAAAUGAGAAGGAAGAAGCGAUUGGCUUGUUUACAAACAAAUUUUUAGCUUCAUAUUUUGUUGAAUUUCUCAUUUUUCUCACUUCGCACUUUGCUGAAUUGACAGUAGAAAAGUUGAAAAAAGAUGGCGCUAAAUUUAGCAUAUGCAAAAUUUAUUUGACAUUUCAAUCAACUUGUCCAUUUGAAUACGAUGGUCCUUCUAUCAACUUAUCAUCAUAUCAUAUCAUAAACAUAUCAUGUUGGAUCGGCUUGAUUUAUUUCGUGCCUAGUUUUUUUUUUUUUGUCUCAAUAGAAAGUGAGCCAAGUGAUAUUUCAAGUGAUAAUGAUGAAGUGGAAUCAGAGCACUCUGAAGAUGAGAAAUAA